AUGCGUCAAAAGAAACAAAAAUAUGUUUUUUUCACAUAAAAUAAAAAGUAUACUCUGCUGUUUUUUUAACUGAACUGAAAAAAUAAUAAAGAUUAGCCACACAAUCUUGUAAGAGAACUCAACAACAACAGACUGUGCCAUUUAAUAUUCAAUAUUUCUCAAGACAUGAUAAUAUAAAAAACAAAACAAAAAAAAUGGAAGAAAACAACUCCACCCCAAGUGAAUCAAAUAAUAGUGCCUUGUGCCAUCCUCAAUCAAACCAAUCACAACAGAAAAAGGACACCACCAGCACCACACCUCGGCCAUUCCCCUCAUCAAAAUGGGUCAAAUUAAAUGUCGGUGGCAAAACAUUCAUCACAACACUCAGCACUUUAAUAAACAAGGAGCCCGACUCGAUGUUAUCGCGAAUGUUUUCCCAAGACGGCGCCAUGAACCCCAGCGACCUUGAUGAACACGGUGCUUAUCUGAUAGACCGCAGUCCACAUUACUUUGAACCCAUAAUGAAUUAUCUGCGACACGGUCAGCUUAUUUACGACUCAAAUUUAAAUGUCGAAGGUAUUUUGGAAGAGGCAAGGUUCUUUGGUGUUUACUCACUAAUUCCUCAGUUGGAAGCGCAAUUGAAUGUUGCAAAUGAAUCGUUAGAUGAUGUGCCAUUAACGAGAAGGGAUGUCAUCAAAGCUCUUAUUCAGACAUCACACAUAUCAGAGAUUCGUUUCCAAGGUGUGAAUCUAGCUGGAGCCGAUUUGCGCAAGCUGGACUUUAGAAAUAUCAAUUUUAAGUACGCGUGCCUACAACGAUGCAACUUAUCCCAUGCCAAUCUAACAUACUGUUGCCUCGAACGAACUGACUUGGCCUAUGCAAAUCUGGAGUGCUCCCAAUUGGUGUCCGUGAAAGGUUUGUGCGCCAACAUGGAAGGUGCGAAUCUCCGUGGUUGUAAUUUUGAAGAUCCCACGGGUGUUCGCACCAACCUCGAAGGCGUUAAUUUAAAAGGCGCCUGCCUAGAAGGUAGUAAUAUGGCCGGAGUAAAUUUACGCGUUGCAAAUCUGAAAAACGCCAACAUGAAGAAUUGUAAUUUGCGAGCUGCUGUGCUGGCGGGCGCCGAUUUGGAACGCUGCAAUUUAUCCGGCAGCGACCUGCAAGAGGCCAAUUUGAGAGGCGCCAACCUUAAGGAUGCCGAAUUGGAAUUAAUGGUCACUCCACUGCAUAUGGCCCAGGCAAUUCGUUAAAUAUUUAUACAAACAGAAAACUAUAAAACAAUUACAUAUAUAAGAAAGAAACCGCAAUGGCCGAUGAUCCAAUUUUAUUAAAAAAAAUACAUAAGUUGGCGAGAGACUGCUACUGUUAUUGUUGCUGCACAUCACCUGUGAUUCCAGAUUAAUAUCCUAUUUUAUGAGACUACCCGUCCUUUUGUUUGUUUUCGUUUUUUUUUUUUUUAAUAUUUUUGAUUUACAAUUUAUUUUUUUUUAGUUUGGACUCAAAAUUGCAUGAUUGUCUUCAGAGUUUACUUAAUUUUUAUCUUAGCGCCAAGCUUUUCAUGCCUUAAUAAUGUUUUAUUUUUAAAAUUUUUUUUUUAAAUAUAAGUUAUAGUUUAUUUUUUUGUAAUAUUAAGUUAAAAAUAUUAUUUUCGUGCAUUUUUUUACAAAAUCAUAAUCAAAUAAAUGCAAAACUAGAGUAA
Molecule: messenger RNA, 1675 nt
Organism: Episyrphus balteatus (marmalade hoverfly)
Lineage: Eukaryota; Metazoa; Arthropoda; Insecta; Diptera; Syrphidae
Product: BTB/POZ domain-containing protein KCTD9
Exons: 2
Coding region: 195-1226 (343 amino acids)
Biological process (GO): protein homooligomerization
Molecular function (GO): protein binding
Source: RefSeq, a predicted model, not a curated record